Molecule: messenger RNA, 636 nt
Organism: Spodoptera exigua (beet armyworm)
Lineage: Eukaryota; Metazoa; Arthropoda; Insecta; Lepidoptera; Noctuidae
Source: the annotation of a GenBank genome assembly
UGAGCGGGUACGGUGAAGCCAGUUCUUGAUCGGCGUCUGUAAAGUGUGCACGUACAAAAUGCAUAAGCUCACUUUGUUCAUCUUGGCGGCAGUGUUUGCCGUAGCCCUCGCAGGACAGUACUAUGUUCCUCGCGCGUACUACACCAUAGACGCUGAAGGCCACGAGUCUGCGCAUGUACCGCUGCGUCGUCUGCGCCGGUCCUUGCAACCCUACCCCUACACAGCUGAAGCCCACGCCAGCGCCAACGCUGAAUCUCAUGGAGGUGGUCGAGCAUCUGCUAACGCGAACGCGAAUGCUAACAGCGGCAGCUGGGAUCUUCCCUCACAACAAUACGGCGCUAGUAACCCUGCCCUGCUAAGUUCUGGUAUGACGCGUCGUCAGUAUGGUCCAGCAUUGGGACAGGCAGUGAUCGCCAGCACAUCUGUGGGAGUGAACAGCAACGGACAAGGCUAUUAUGACCAGAUAGCUUCGGUUCACUAAAUAUUACUUUCCUUUUUGUUUGUCAAAUCAUUGCGUAAGCUAUACGUAGGUACAGGUUUAAUUCCCGAGUGAUUAGGUUGCUUACAAGCAUCAUCAAGGUUUAUUGUUUCCUCAUUACCAUUUAGGUGAGAUGGCAGUCAAAGGCUGACCUAUUA